Anastrepha ludens (Mexican fruit fly) is the source of this 3915-nucleotide messenger RNA. RefSeq lists its product as uncharacterized. The record is from RefSeq and is a predicted model, not a curated record. Gene Ontology annotation, molecular function: corazonin receptor activity. Gene Ontology annotation, biological process: neuropeptide signaling pathway. NCBI's taxonomy places the organism in Eukaryota, Metazoa, Arthropoda, Insecta, Diptera, Tephritidae. Bases 1 to 2253 code for a protein of 750 amino acids. Gene Ontology annotation, cellular component: membrane. The transcript is spliced from 8 exons.
AUGGACCUAAAAGCCGGUGGACUACUCGUGCCGCCAACUGUUAAGAAUUCAAGCUGUUCACAUCCACGCUAUAACAGUCACAAUUUCAUUAUUCACAUUGGCAUUGCGGAGACCAUCGAGGCGGUGCUCAUCCUUAUACUGACGCUGGGUGUGAUUGGUGCCAAUGCGCUGGUCAUAUUUGUAAUAAACAACCGUCGCUAUUCGCCGUACAUACAUCAGCAGCCACGAUAUCUCCUCACCUCUUUGGCUUUAAAUGACCUCACCAUUGGACUGCUUAUCACACCAUUUGGACUAUUGCCAGCGCUCUUCCAUUGUUGGCCAUACGGCGAGAUAUUUUGCCAAAUACAGGCACUUCUGCGCGGUGCGCUAUCUCAACAAAGUGCUGUAAUAUUGGUCUGUAUGGCUGUGGACCGGUAUAUGUGUGCGCUGCAUCCGCGAAAAUACUACCAGCAUUCCAGUAAAAAGGGUUGCGUUGCCGUGCUGAGCUUAACAUGGAUCAUCAGUCUGACGGUGUUUGGUUUUCUGGUGCUGCCAAAAGGCUAUUACUUCAACAAUACCGGCCUCAUGGCCUGCGAACCGUUCUACAGCAAGCCCUCAUAUCGUAUAUUAGCCACCUGCGCACUCUACUUCCCCACCACCAUGGUGCUAAUGUACUGCUACGGCUCGAGUUUUCAUAUGAGCCGUUUCCGGUUAAAUGAUCCAACAAUGCCACUAACAGCCGCGGCACAUCAUCCGCAUCUCGGACAUCCGCCGCACAUGUUACACCAAUCGAUGCAUGGCCAUCAUAUGCAUCAUGGUGGUAUUGGUGGUGGUGGUGUUGGCGGUGGUGUAAGUCAUCAUGGAGUGCCGGCGGGGACCACAACGCUGCCAAAUACGCCAGUAAUGAAUCUCAGCAUGGCGAUGAGUAUGGGCCUAGGUAUGGGGGGCAUGAGUGGCAUGAGCGGCAUGGGCGGAAUGGGCGGUAUGGGUGGCAUGGGUGGCGGUAGCGGAGGUUUCGGCAGCGGCGGUGGUGGUGGUGGUGGUGGUGGCAAUGGCAAUGGCGGUGGAGCAAGUGGAGGUGGUCCAACGAAUAAUGUCACAAAGAAGAUUGUGCCCAUACAGGAAAAGCAUUCAGCCGGCAACACUUCACGCUCCAUGGCUGCCAUUUCGUUGGGUUUCAUUGUUAUGGUCACACCUUGGACGAUACAGGAGAUUGUCACUGCCUGCACGGGCUCGAAGCUGCCCCCAUUUCUGGAUUUCCUGGUAACUUGGACCGCUUUAAGCAACAGUUUGUGGAAUCCUUUUAUGUACUGGCUUCUUAAUUCGGAUUUUCGACGUUUGAGCAGACAUUUGAUGCCGAAUAGGUGCUUUCCCACCGAGGACACGCCCGAACACAAAUCACCCUGUUGUCACAUCAAUUCUGAUUUCGAAAUAACAACGUUGCCACUGCCGCCGGAACCGCCCACCGGGCGCCCACCAAAAGGCAGCAAUAGCGGUGAUGCUGCUGGCGAUAACAACGGCAGCGAAUGUGGCAAUAGCUCUAGUGGAGGCGGUGGCAGCAGCAGGGGAGGAGGCAGCGGUGGUGGCGGCGGCAUACGCGGCGGCUCAGUGCUGGGUAUUUGUGCGCGAGCACGCACUAACAGUCUCAGCCGUAGCGCGUCACAGCAAGCGCGUAAAAAUCCAAAUAUCAGCUGCAGCAACAGCAGUCACAGUCAUCAUGGGCAUAGCCAUCAUGUCGGCGGCGGUGGUGGUGGUGGUGUCGGUGGUGGCGGCUUGAGUUUCACUAGCGUACGACCCGACAUUGAAGGCCUCUCCGAAAAGUACUGGGGCGAAAUACUCGAACGCACUGUCAGCUCGGGCAGUUUGCAUGCGCUGACGAAAAGCUUUCCACACGCAGCGCCACAUCACUACUACGCGCACCAUCAACCGCCACAUCAACAGGCGCUGCCGCCACGCACAACGACAAUGACAACGUCGUUUAGCAAACACAGCGAACUGAAUCUCAACUUGGCGUUGGCCGAACAUGAACGCCAUGCGGCAGCAUUGCACGACGCCAGCAACGGGGCUGGCGGUGCACUCAACGCCUAUGAGCUAAGCAAAUUCUCCAGCUCAGAGCCAAAAUUGUGCGAGCAUAUCUACCAUGAUGCCAACUGUGCCAAAAAUAAAUCAGCCGCGCUAGCUGGCGGCCUAGGUGGAAUGGGAGGGGUUGAUGUCAAAAUGUCAACUGGCGCAGCAGCGGCGUCGGCGACCGGACGCAGCAUACCGGAUAUUUAGUACGCGGAGAAUGUUAUAUUAGCAAACAGUCAAAUGGCGCGCAACUGUGCACGCGGCGCCGCUUGUGCUGGGGUUAUGGGAGGUGGUGGCGGUAGCGGUGUCACUGGUCGCGGCAAUAUUUUAACCACAACGCGCGUUGCUUGCCAUAGUCCGCCUGCGCGCAGCAUGUCUGUGUUAGUUGCCAUGCCAAUGGCCGAGUACCGGAAGUAGGCGGAUGGCAGACGGGAAGACCAAAAAGGCGCGCAAAGACGGCAACGACAGUUACAACUGCCACAGUGACAGCGACAGCAACUGAGCAGGAAAUGCAGCAGGCCAAAAAUGAGCCACGAAAUGAAAUUACGCGCCAUCAAUGCUAGAUGGUAGGGGCCAAGGUGCAAAAUGGUAGUAGUGCAGCAUGACAGCGGCUGGGCGGAAGCGUCUUGUCCGAAAAGAUUAAAGCAAUCCAGUACUUAGUCUGGCGUCAAUGCGGCGCCUGUAAGGCUGCUAUGAAAAUUUCAAAAUUUUGCAGGCCGCAAGUAUGUAAUUUGAAUUUCACAAACGUUUGUGUGAGCAUUCGCCGAGGUGGCUGUGAGUGUGUGUGUAUGCGCGCGCGCUUAAGCACUAUCAGUCACAUGAUAAUACCUACUUUACGUAAUUUCACACCAUAACCGAAAGCGCAGCGCCUGGGACGCCAUCCUGUUGACUUAAUGCUCCGACGCACUAAUGCUCAUUAAUUGUUUCUCGGAUGACAGAUGGCCGCAAUUGUACUAAAUAUAGAUUAAAGCGGAGGAAGUGUGGCAGCGUAAGAAUGAAUGGAGAAUCACAAAAUUAAAAUGUUCUAUGAAAAAUUGCUCAAAGUUCGCAUUCAUUGAAAAUUUGUGUAAUUUAUUUUUAAUGUUUUUUUUGCGCGCAAAGUGAGUUGUAUUUAUCAUAAAUUAAGCCAUAAAUCUGCGGGUAUACUUGCGUGUGUAAAAAUGUGCUAAAUUGCCUAAAAUUGUAUGUGACGUUGUAAGUGUGUAAGUCAUAUGAGUAUAGUCCCUCUUAGUCUAGUACUCUUCGGCUCUAAAUCACUCUGCAGAAUCUGUAGAAAUAAAUCGUAUUGAAAUAAGGCUAGAGUAAGUGAAUGUUUUCAAAUACUGGUACAUGAGUUAGUAUGUAAAAAAUACAGUUAUAAUUAUUCUAAGUGUAGUUAAAUUGUAUGUGUAGUUGCCGAACACAAAAUUAUGAUGCAAUAACUUUAAAAAAACUGUAGGACAAUUAAUGAUUGCUCUUGAGUCAGUACAGAAGACAUUUUAAACAUUAAAAUUUAUUUGGAGAAACUUUAGAAAUUUUCAAAUUUUUCCAUAUACCCACAUUCAUGGCAAUCCUAGAUAAAUCUAAUGUGACUCAAAUCGGUGUGGAAAUUGAAAUGUGAGCAGUUUUUUUUAGAAAUUCAGGAAUAAACGUCUGUACAAGCAUACUAGAAUAACAGUAAUUUGUGAUCAAUCAUUAAUUUUAAAGUGAAUUGAAACUCAAAAAAAAAUUUAAAAACAAAAAAAAUUAGUGUUAAGCUGAUGGAUAUUUUGUGCACAAGUGGUCGUAAUGGCAAAAAAGGAACUAAGUUUUUAAGCAAAAAAAUUCAGUUUAACACCAACAGACUGGAACAAUUUUAAGCUCAAACAUAUUUUAUUGAGUGAAAAUAAU